This is a messenger RNA of Doryrhamphus excisus (bluestripe pipefish), 7496 nucleotides long. RefSeq names its product hypermethylated in cancer 1 (gene hic1). Gene Ontology annotation, biological process: regulation of transcription by RNA polymerase II. Gene Ontology annotation, molecular function: protein binding; DNA-binding transcription factor activity, RNA polymerase II-specific. The record is from RefSeq and is a predicted model, not a curated record. Gene Ontology annotation, cellular component: nucleus. Lineage: Eukaryota; Metazoa; Chordata; Actinopteri; Syngnathiformes; Syngnathidae.
AGUUUUUAUUAUAGACUGACAUCACACUGGAGGCGAGCACACAGAGGCUCCAUUAUCAUCCCAGUUAUUGCCUCCACUCUAAAAUAGCAGAGGAAAUUAGAAGAAGAGGAGUAAAAAAAUAGGAGGAAACUGAUGCUUUUCUAAGCACGUCUAUUUUUUUGCAUGAGAUCGAAAAAAGGAGGGUCAGAAAAGACAGCGAGAGAGAGAGAGAGACAAAAAAGUGGGUGGGAGGAGGAGAAAGGAGGUGGGAGGACGGACCUGAGGAGCGGCAAGGACUUCAUAUCAAUUAAUAAUGAUAAAAAAGAGCUGGUAGACGAGCACGGAAAACUGGCAUGGUUUUGUGGAGGCUGGCAGUUGGGACGUCAGAUAUGACUGCAGGAGCUUGCUGACAUGAUCAUUGAGGGAGACUUAGAUGGGAUGGCAGCAGACAUCGGGCAUGCAGGUGGCGGACUAAAAACGAUGCUGGAUGUCAUGGAAGUUCCAAGUCAUGCUCGGGAUCUCCUCCUGCAGCUCAACAGCCAACGCACCAAAGGAUUCCUGUGUGAUGUCAUCAUCGUGGUGCAGAACGCCCUCUUCAGGGCACACAAGAACAUUCUGGCUGCCAGCAGCCUCUACUUGAAAUCCUUGGUGGUUCACGACAAUCUCAUCAACCUCGACCACGAGAUGGUGAGUCCCGGGGUCUUCCGGGUCAUUCUGGACUACAUCUACACAGGCCGCCUUUCAGACGGGGACCCCGCUUCUCCCACGGAACCCAAUCUGGGUGCCGUCUUGGCUGCGGCAAGCUAUCUUCAGUUGCUUGACUUAGUAGCUCUGUGCAAAAAGAAGCUGAAAAGAAAUGGCAAGUACCCCCCUCGCACCGGGCCUGCCUUUCUCCCCUAUGCAAAAAUGGGACCCGGAAUGGGUUUAGGCACCGGAGGCCGGUACAGGGUGUCCACCCCUGUCAUCCAGUCGUGUCCCCCUGGGGGGAUUAUGAACAGCCACACACCUCGGCCUCUCCCACUUGAGGAGCUGGUUCCCCAUCGGCUUGCCAUCCAUGCCGGCGAACUGUAUGCUCCCACCUCCAAUCAAGGCUCCCAGGUGUUCCCGUCCAUGCAGUCGGUUCUCCCGGCCCAGCUUGGCCUACGUUCAGCGCUUCCGGAAAGGAACUGCUCCCCUAACUAUGGCCUCGAUCUGUCCAAGAAGAGUCCUAACUCCCAGUCCCAGCACACGCCCUCGCAGCCACAUGUGAUCAGCACCCACAAUGAUGAGGAACGAGAUGGGACCCAGAGUGCCCGCACCAGUCCCACGCAGGGCGCCAACAGCAGGGCCUUCCCCUCAGAAAAAAUGGAGACAACAGAUCAGGCUCGAACACCGCCACCAUUUCCACAUCACAACCAGCCACUCGGCCCCCAUCUUCCUCACCUCCAUCGCUCGGGAUCACAAGCUACAGAACGCUAUCCAUGUCCCCCAAGCCCGGACACCCCGACUGAAAUCGGGGAGCCCGGACGAGAGGUGGGUAACAUCUAUCGCUGGGUGAAACACGAGCCGCUCCCGUACGCGGGUGAAGACGAGGAUGAAGAAGACGAUGAGGAGGAAGCAGGUGAAAACGGAGAGCGGCGGCACAAUCAUCAUAAAAUCGGCGAGGAGAGCGAGGGCCCGGAUGACAAAAGUGGCUCAGGGACUGAGGAGACCGGCAGCAGCGAGGGGCGCCCGUCUCCUUCGGGUCCCAUGGGGAGGUUCCACGUACCGUAUGAGCCCGAGAGUUUCGGAGACAAUCUGUACGUCUGCAUUCCCUGUGACAAAGGCUUCCCGAGUUCAGAACAACUCAACGCACACGUGGAAACGCACACGGAGGAGGAGCUCUAUGGGAACUCAGGUGGGGAGAUCGGAAAUAACAACAACAACAAGAACAUCAACAACAGCACAAAUGGCUACGGGGGCUUGAACAACGCCAACACCUUGAACAGCCUGUCUCACCUGGAGACAAAAUCCAGUCAGGCUUUAUCUUCAGGAACCAUCGCGGAAAUGAUCCGUCCGUACCGAUGCUCCACGUGUGAAAAGUCCUACAAAGAUCCUGCCACUCUGCGACAGCACGAAAAAACCCACUGGCUGACUCGCCCUUACCCGUGCAGCAUUUGCGGCAAGAAGUUCACACAGCGUGGCACCAUGACACGUCACAUGCGUAGCCACCUGGGCCUCAAACCGUUUGCUUGUGACUCCUGCGGCAUGCGCUUCACUCGGCAGUACCGCCUCACGGAGCACAUGCGAAUCCACUCUGGCGAGAAGCCGUACGAGUGCCAAGUGUGCGGAGGGAAGUUCGCUCAGCAGCGCAAUCUGAUCAGUCACAUGAAGAUGCACAGCAGCGGGGGUGCCACAGGAGGCCUCGCCACGGAGGGAAAACUAAAGCUGGACUUUGCCGAGGGCAUCUACCCACUGAGCAAGUACACAGCGGAGCAUCUCGGGCUGAAACAGGAGAAGGCCAACGAGCUCCUCAUCCAGGCUCAGCAGCAGCUGGUGGCCGACGCCAAGGCCAUGGAGAGCCUCUACCCCCUCUCCAAACUGGCCUCUGAGCACCUCGGAGGCCUUGCCCACGACAAGAUGGACGUCCUGUGCCAACCCCUUCCCCCUCCCCAACAAGCGCUCUCCGAGGCCCGCACCAUUGACCGCUACUCGCCCAGCUAAGACCAACACAGCCCCCCCUAAACCCACGUGAAGGCCGAUCACCACAUGCAGUAUUCCGACGCCAUUCACCUCAACUAAAUCUGCACCUCAGAGUCGAGACACGUCAGUCUGCUCGUGCACGCCGAACUUUGUCGACUGUAAGUGCCUUUCGAUGCGUCUAACCUUUCGUAGCCUCCUUCCUAAAGGAGCACUGUGCUAUCUCUCCUGUGACCAAGAGACACUCACUUGACAGAAGUACGGUAUUUAUGUGUGUGUUUGCAGCUAUUGAGCCAAAGUAACAAAUUUAAAAACCCAAAAAAAUAUAUAUAUAUUUAUUUUUUUGUAUUAUGAUAAAAUCCAAAGAAAACCCUGACCCUUAAACCUGUGUUAUUAUAAAUAAAUGCACAUAAAGGACAACAUUCAGGGUUUGUGUCCAGAUCUGAGUGUAAAAUAAAAAAAAAAAAAAAGUCAACUCUUCUGGACUUUAAAAGAACAGGAGGAAUAUUUUCUUUAAUUCUGUAAAAUUUCAAAAUUUUUUUUAGACAAUUGAUAACUCCUUCCCAUCUCUGUGUGGAGUUUGCAUGUUCUCCCCGUGUAUGCGUGGGUUUUCUCCUCCCACAUUCCAAAAACAUGCUAGGUUAAUUGGCGACUCCAAAUUGUCCAUAGGUAUGAAUGUGAGUGUGAAUGGUUGUUUGUCUAUAUGUGCCCUGUGAUUGGCUGGCCACCAGUCCAGGGUGUACCCCGCCUCUCGCCUGAAGAAGACAGCUGGGAUAGGCUCCAGCACUCCCCGCGACCCUCGUGAGGAAAAAGCGGUAGAAAAUGAAUGAAUGAAUGAAUGAAUAACUCCUUCUUCACAUAUUACAAUACAUUCAAUCACAUUUUUAAAGUAUUUCUUAUAGUAGGGAUUCUCCGAUCGAUCGGUCACUGAUCAAUAUAUAAUCAAUGCCUUUUAACGCCGAUGACAAAAGCUGAUCACGUAUGGUUUGUACUUCUAUUACAGGUGUGUCAAACCCACAACAAACAUGUAGAACUAAUCUACCAUUUAUGAGUUUGAUAUACGUAAUAUGUAUUUAAUAAGGACAAAUACGAUGUGAUCAUCAGUUAAACGACAGCUAACAUAGCUAACGCUCGCUUUUAAGUGCGUAUCAUAACAUCACAUGCAUGAUCGGUAUCAGAACCCUGAUCGGAGUAUCCCUAUUUUAUAGUUAUACAGUAAACCUCGGAUAUAUCGGAUUCAAUUGUUCCCACUGGUUUUGUCCGAUAUAAGCGAAAUCCGUUAUAUGCGUAUACCGGAAAAUGUCCGUUUUACUCAUAUAUCGGAUUUAUAUCCGGUAUAUGUGAGGGAAAUUUAAUGGAAAUGCAUUGGAACGGGACUGGAGAUUUUGUCCGAAAUAGGCGAAAUCCAUUAUAAAAAAUCCGAUAUAUGCAAUUAAUUUUUAUUGGAAAUGCAUUACAGAAAAAUUGGUUCACAUCUGUCCGUUGUGAGCGAAUUUCCGAUAUAUCCGAGGUUUACUGUAUAAGCAUGAUGCAAAAAAAAAAAAGUUCUUUACCGAGGAGUGGCAGCCGGUGAUCUCACAGCUAUGAAACCAUCACACAUACCCGACUGGUGAAAACACAAAAAUCACUGUCCGUCACACGGGCGUUGCCCUUUUGACAUGCUGUAAAACAGCCAAUCAUUCUGAGUUUAGCGAUGGGAUCCCAAUCAGAGGGGAGUAAUUUCUUGUGUGAUUAAUCACUACGAGCAACCAGGUCUGACCCCCCCUCCUUGGUGUCAUGCCGGCCGGCGAGGGCCUGCUACUGUUGACGUGCCAAAGUGAAUGUUUAACACACACACACACGUUAUCUCCCCCAUUUCACACACACUUAGCAAAGCUGCUAAUCUUGUCAGUGAUAUGACCACGAGGAGGGUUGUAUAGUCCCCCGUGCAGCUGUCGUAAUCCCUGUGAAAUCUCACUUUCUCCUGGACAAUUCACACACCAUGUCUUAUUUCAUGCCUGCCAUCCCAUCCACUUAUUAACAUCUGAUGCUUCAACUACACCCCCCCCACACACACACUCUUGCACCACUCCUCUUCAUGCCGCUAUCAAAGCCACAAAACAAUAAAAAUCCUUUUUUUUUUUUUUUGCAUUGGACCGAAAACAACAAAAGAGCAAUUGAAGCUUGCGGUUUUUGGAAAUGUUUAUUCCAAAGAACAUCCCGACAAUUUUGUUUUGCUUUGUUUUUUGAUCAUUAUUUUCCACUUUCACUGGUCUCCUUAAUUCAGAUCAGAAGCAUGUGACCACUAUAGUGCCAACGUCAACCUCAGAGGGUGAAUGUGAAGACUUAAAAAGCCAUAAACACACUGUGAUUGAUUUACUAGAAAACAAAACAUAAAAAAAAAAAUAACAAUGUGCCUUAAGUUUCAUACGCUUUUCUUUCUUUUUUUUUUUUUUAAAUGUAACAAUAAGGGCUUCAUUUCUGUAAUAUAUUGAAUAUCCUGUCACUUUUCUUUGGUAAAAGAGUGCACAUGAAACUGGUGCUUACCUCAUGACCACACACACACACACACACACACACACACACACACACACGCAAUGGUUAUUGUAGGUUUGUACAUUACAUUUUGUUGAUGUUUUUUCUUAUUAUUUUCAUAACUAUUAUGAUGCAGUAUACACUUUUCAUUGUGUUGAGGCGUCUAUGCGUCUGGUCUUUACUAUCUGUCUUAACAACACAAGGCGACAACGUCAUGUUUGCGGUUGCCGUUUAUGAAGAUCUGAACCACAGCUUAUGCCAUUUUUUUUUUUUUUGGCUUCAGUGUUAAGACAUGCCAGACAUUCACAGUCUCUUUGACCUGACGGAGGCAACACAAACAUAAAAGGCCAGAUUGUGUUUGGAUGAUGCAUUUUUUUUUCUAUCUGGUGGGAAUAUCAGCCACUUCCACUCCAUCUUAUUCAAUUAUUUUUUGUUAAAACAACAAAAAGACUUUCCAUUGUAAGUUUAAAUCUAAGCAAGGAGGGAAAGUGUCAGAUAAAAACUUUUUAAUGGGCCAAUGUUAACAAUCUGCAUUAAUAUUCUGUGUUUUUUUGGAUAUUUUGGUCAGGAUUUUGGUCCACAUCAGAAUACCAGAACACACACAUACAUAUACUCACACACAUUCAAGAAAGGUGCAGGGCGAAGAGUGUUUUUAAGUGCACUUGUGCACCGAAAUUGCAUUUAACAAAGAGACUGAGGUGCUGAGUCGUGAGGGAAGUGUUUGCUUGUCUGUUUAUGCUCUUGGAGCACGCCAAACUCCGCUAAUACACGUCCUGGGAAUGAGGCAGAGGCGUGAAGGAGACGAGCUGAGGAGCAGGAAGUGAACUUUCAGUGUGUGUGUGUGUGUGUGUGUGUGUGUGUGAGCAGGAUGUGCUGUGUGUUUGUUGCCGACUGAGACAGAUUAGAGAGGGAGAGGAGCAGGGCCGAGCGCAGCAGGGGUGGACUUGAGCCAUUGUCUGGCUAUGAAAGCUUGGUCGUACUUCUAAAACGCUUCAUUCACAAAACAAGUCGACGGUAUCUCCUCUUUUCCUUCCCUUCUUUGCUUGGGUGGAAUAAACUCCCUCAGUGUCCAGGUGAUAAGGUCGUGUGGCUUUCAAGCUCUCAUGUUUUCCAGCAUUACAACUAUUGCAUUAUACAAAUUAUUUUUCCUUGUCUUGUCGCACAGUUUGCACUUGUUGCUAGGCAAUAAUCUUUAAUCUUCCUGCCUGAAAUGUCAAUUAAAAACUAAAAAAGUCAUUAGGAUUACAAGUCAUAUUUAUACACAUUUAAUUGUCUCUCUAAUCUGUAUUCAAAAUAAUUCGAACGCUGUCCACCUGGAUCUAGUGGGGCACUGCCCCUCCACAUGCCUUUAAUGCUGAGUCGGCAGUUUUUUGGCCCAUAAUUCCCCUAAACUAUGAUUACAUGUGAAACGUCAAUUAAAACCAAAAAAAGUCAUUAGGAUUACAAGUCAUAUUUAUACACAUUUAAUUGUCUCUCUAGUCUGUAUUCAAUAUAAAAUUUGAACGCUGUCCACCUGGAUCUAGUGGGGCACUGCCCCUCCACAUGCCUCUAAUGCCGAGUCGGCAGUUUUUUAGCCCAUAAUUCCCCUAAACUAUGAUUACAUGUGAAACGUCAAUUAAAAACUAAAAAAGUCAUUAGGAUUAUGAGUCAUAUUCAUAUUCAUAUUCAUAUUCAAUAUAAAAUUUGAAUGCUGUCCACCUGGAUCGAGUGCCGCACUGCCCCUCCACAUGCCUCUAAUGCUGAGUCGGCAGUUUUUUGGCCCAUAAUUCCCCAUAACUAUGAUUACAUGUGAAACGUCAAUUAAAAACAAAAAAAGUCAUUAGGAUUACGAGUCAUAUUUUUUACACAUUGUAUUCAAUAUAAAAUUUGAAUGCUGUCCAUCUGGAUCUAGUGGGGCACUGCCCCUCCACAUGCCUCUAAUGCUGAGUCGGCAGUUUUUUAGCCCAUAAUUCCCCUAAACUAUGAUUACAUGUGAAACGUCAAUUAAAAACUAAAAAAAAGUCAUUAGGAUUACAAGUCAUAUUUAUACACAUUAAAUUGUCUCUCUAGUUUGUAUUCAAUAUAAAAUUUGAACGCUGUCCACCUGGAUCUAGUGGCGCACUGCCCCUCCACAUGCCUCUAAUGCUGAGUCGGCAGUUUUUUGGCCCAUAAUUCCCCAUAACUAUGAUUACAUGUGAAACGUCAAUUAAAAACAAAAAAAGUCAUUAGGAUUACGAGUCAUAUUUUUUACACAUUGUAUUCAAUAUAAAAUUUGAAUGCUGUCCAUCUGGAUCUAGUGGGGCACUGCCCCUCCACAUGCCUCUAAUGCUGAGUCGGCAGUUUUUUAGCCCAUAAUUCCCCUAAAC